AUGGAACAAGUGGCGGAAUGUCAAUCUAGUGAAGCUCCAAAAACCGCUAUAAAAGGCCACAGUCUCACUACACCUCAACUCACCCAUUUCCGUACAGUUUCUCUUUUGCGAGGACAAAGAGUGCCUACGACCAAAAUGGCUCCAAAGAGUUCAACAAAAACCGUAGCUCUUGUCCUUGCACUGAUCAGCAUCCUCUUCCUCACCCAAACCGAAGCCCUCAGCCGGCCCCGUCACUGCCCACCCCCACCGCCACCGGUGUGUCCACGACCACUGCCUCCUCCUCCGUGUCCAAGACCACCACCACCACCGCCGCCUCCACCGUGUCCACAACCACCGCCAUCUCUACCGUGUCCACGACCACCACCGCCGUGUCCACGACCUACGCCACCUCCACCCUGUCCUGCACCAACGAUACUUCCGUGUCCAGUGCCACCACCAACGUCUCCACCAAACAAUCAACCACCACCGCCUCCACCGCAGACUCCCCCACCUCCUCCUCCAACCACACCACCACCACAGACUCCCCCACCUCCUCCUCCAACCACACCACCACCGCCUCCACCACAGACUCCACCACCACCCCCACCGCAGACUCUCCCACCUCCUCCUCCAACCACACCACCACAGACUGCACCACCACCCCCACCGGGGACUCCACCACCUUCUCCUCAAACCACAUCACCGCCGCCACCACCAAAGACUCCAUCAACGCCCCCACCGCAGACUCCACCAACGCCCCUUCCACAAACUCCACCACCACCUCCUCCAAAGUCUCAACCACCACCGCCCCCGCCAGGCACAUGUCCUAGGAAUGCUGCCCAACAAAGGGCAUGUUCCAGUAUCCUACGACGUUCCGGAAUUUUCCUAGACUUUGGAAUGGCGCAGCCAUGUUGCUCCCUCAUCCGUGAUCUAUCUGAUGCUAAUGCAGCUGCUUGCCUAUGUAGUUUGGUGAAUGCACGACGCUACACACUUUCUCUCGAUAUCAUUAUCCUCUGUAAGGCUUGUGGUCGCAAGAUUCCCCGAGGCUUCACCUGCCCAUGA
Thlaspi arvense is the source of this 1041-nucleotide messenger RNA. The record is from the annotation of a GenBank genome assembly. Lineage: Eukaryota; Viridiplantae; Streptophyta; Magnoliopsida; Brassicales; Brassicaceae.